AUGGCAGGAAUCUCGCUUGACACCAAAAACCUUUCCGAUAUAGCAGACAGACUCGAAGCUGAACAUCAGAGUCUGAACCCGGCCUCGGGGGGACCGAGGGACUUGGAAGGGUUGGAGGUCAAUUUGGAGGCGCUGGAGAUCGAUGAGGAGGCAUGUACGAUGCAACCAGUUGGAGACACGACAGCCCAUUUCUCGGGGGAAUUCUCAUAUUGGAACUUUUCUAUGCGGAUCAAAAACCUGAUUGAGAGCCAAGUCCAAGAGCCGGAGAGCCGCCGGGGAGGCAAAAGCGAGAACGAUGAUUGUGCGUCCGCCUUUCCACGUGCGCAUCAUCUACGCCCUGGGCACAAUCACUUGUCGGAAGCAAUAUCAUCGUUUCCCCCACGCAAUAUAUCAGAUUUCCUCGUGACAGUCUUUUUUAAGUUCGCAGAGAGCUAUCUCUUCUUUAUCGAAGAAAGCUGGGUUCUCGAGAAAUUGGAUCUGCUAUAUAAGAGCCCUAGGAGUCUGGCCCAAGCUGGUGGCGAAGUGACGGUCAGCAUACUCCUAACAGUUCUUGCCAUUGGAACACAAUACGCCCAUCUUGAGCAUACUAAGGGUCCUGAAAGCAUGUCGACGUCAGGUCUCUUGGAGGAAGAGAUAGGCGCCAUGUUUUACCAACACGCAAUCCGGCUGCUUCCUGAGAUUAUUGAGAUCUCGUCUCUGGAAAGCGUGCAGGCGUGUCUAUUGUUUGGAUACUAUUCCCUGCCGAUUGACGCUUCUGGCCUGGGGUUUAUCUACAUCAACCUGGCCACCAGGCUGGGGAUACAGAACGGAAUGCAUAGAAAAUGCAGCAAUAGCGCCUUUAGCGCAAACGUUAUUGAAACUCGGAAUCGAGUUUGGUGGACAACCUACGUGUUGGAAAGGAAGAUAUCUAUUUUCCAUGGCCGACCUAUGUCGGUGUCGCGGUCAAAUAUCGAUGCUAGGUUACCGAUACAUGGGAAUGUUUUACAAUCAGAGGAUUGGCGUAAACAAGCCUCUUAUACUGGAGUCUCUGUACAGCUGAUGUACUUCCUCGAAGACAUGUACCACGAAAUCAGUAUCUUGCGAAACUGUCCAAAGAAAGAGAUAGUUACAGUUAUAUCGAGGCUCGUGGCCAAAAAGGACGGCCUGACAGCAUGGUGGCAAUCUCUCCCUCCGGAUACAAUCGACGCGAAUGCGCAACCAAAAACGGCACAGUUCCGUUCGGCAAUGCAUCUCAGACUAGAUUACUGCCUGGUGCGUAUGUUUGUCGGAAGGCCAUUUCUAUUGAAGAGAGAAACACAAGACGCUGGGACAAGCCCGUCUGUGCCCGAAAACAGCCCCGGCGUCGGAGAAAGAAGUGCCUCGAAUGCGAUGUCUAGCCGAGAAGAGCUGAUAAGCGACUGCAUAAAAGCGGCAACAGAAGCCCUUGAUAUCUGCCAGCAGCUACGGUCGAGCGGGAUGGGUCUCGCUCGGGCCUCGUAUCCUGAGUACAGCGCGUGUCGGGCGUCAUUGCUCGUGCUGAUUGCUUACUCGAUCCGCAAUUUCUCUGGCCAGUUCCGCAAGUCGCUGUGUGAGGGAUUGAAUAUGAUACGGGAAUUGUCUGCUGGGGAGUCGGCGCGAUCCGAGGUGGCCUUGAUCGAGUCGCUCGAGCGUGCACUUGCUCGCUUGCACGCUGGACCACCACCGCACGAGGGCAGUCACAGCCACGGAAACCCCGGUUCGGAAUAUGAGGCAUUUCGCAGCUGGGUAGCCAACUUGGCAGGCAAGAAUGCGCAGGAUGCCACUACAUCUGCGGUUCCAGAUGCCCCAGGUAAUCAAGCAGAGAUGGACUCCUCAUCCAGCUGGCCCGUAGACCUUGAUGCCCUUUCCAAUAUGGACUUUUUCAGUGGUUACGACCCCGCGUCUGAUCCUCUACUUCAACUACCCACAUUCGGAGCCGAAGAUCUCUCUCCGUCUGAUGGGUGGCUUACCCAAACCGAGACCGAAAUACUUGGACGAUUUAUUACAGGACCUCAUGGAGGAAAUUAG
Messenger RNA from Fusarium sp. VM40, 2025 nucleotides. NCBI's taxonomy places the organism in Eukaryota, Fungi, Ascomycota, Sordariomycetes, Hypocreales, Nectriaceae. The record is from the annotation of a GenBank genome assembly.